Arabidopsis thaliana (thale cress) is the source of this 270-nucleotide messenger RNA. RefSeq lists its product as uncharacterized. The transcript has a single exon. Bases 1 to 132 code for a protein of 43 amino acids. The record is from RefSeq and is marked reviewed. Lineage: Eukaryota; Viridiplantae; Streptophyta; Magnoliopsida; Brassicales; Brassicaceae.
AUGAGUUUCAGAGAGAGAAACCACAAGUCUUGGUUCCUUUUCGGGAAGCGGGUGAGUGCUUCUACGAAUCUUUGUCCUACCGACACUAGAGAGUGGUCAAAGUUAGACUUUGUCCAAUUGCAGAAGACCUAGGUGGAGAAAAACUUACCUCUCAAGAUUUUAUCCAGAAGUUACAAGAUGUUCAGAGAGAAAAACCAAAAAUCCUUGUUCGUGUUUUGGUAGAUGAGAAUUGCGUAUACGGAUCUUGGUCCAACCAAAGGGUCGUUGUCA